Molecule: messenger RNA, 2076 nt
Organism: Alternaria incomplexa
Lineage: Eukaryota; Fungi; Ascomycota; Dothideomycetes; Pleosporales; Pleosporaceae
Exons: 1
Coding region: 1-2076 (691 amino acids)
Molecular function (GO): copper ion binding; oxidoreductase activity
Source: RefSeq, a predicted model, not a curated record
AUGGGCCGCAACCAAAGCUUCGGCAUGAAAGAGAUGUCUAAAUCGAACAUGCACAAGCCUGAAGAGCAAAUUGGCUUGCUGCAUGCACCCACAGACGAUUCCCAAUCUCGAAGCAGCGAAGACCAAGAAAACGAGUUGGAACCGCGCUGGAGCGACAAGCACGACGUUUCACACCAUCACAUUCAUCGGUGGCCAUGGAUCAGGCCCGUGACCGUCGUUUCGCUUCUUAUAUGUACAGUCAUAGCCCUGGUGUAUCGGGGUCUGACAAGUACCCGGAAUGAUACAUCCCCCUCCCUUGAUGCUCAUCCUGCAAGACUUCGACCGGAAGAAGACUACAUACUCUCCUCAUCAUGGGAUUUCAACGCACCACCUACGACCCGAGAGUAUACAUGGGUAGUAUCCGAUCACAUUCUCAGCCCAGAUGGCGUGUAUCGACCCAUGAUACUCAUCAACGGCACCUUUCCUGGACCGCUUAUUGAGUGCAACGAAGGCGACGAGCUUGUUAUUAAUGUUCAGAACCAAGCUAUCAAUGCUACUUCUUUCCAUUGGCACGGUCUCUAUCAAAAUGGCACGAAUUGGAUGGACGGAACGGUGGGUGUGACUCAAUGCCCUAUUGCGCCAGGCCACUCGUUUACAUACCGAUUCAACGUAUCAGGGCAGACAGGAACGUACUGGUACCAUUCGCACGUUAGCAUGCAGGCGUCAGAUGGUUUGGUGGGACCUCUCAUCAUCCAUGCCAGGGGAGGGAAAGAGAAAGAUAAAUUGCAAAAGGUGCCGUACGAGCAAGACCGCGUAGUCAUGGUAUCAGACUACUACUACGACCUCUCUUCCGACCUACUCAUGCAGUACCUCGCCCCAGGUAGCGAGAACGACGAACCCGUUCCGCCAUCCGCCUUGAUCAACGGAAGGAACAUGCGAGACUGCGCCGACUUGCCGAAUCGAAACUGCUCUUCAUCUGGCAUCAGCAAUGCCUUGUUCAACCUAUCUCGUACCAGCAACACGCGACUUCGCAUCAUCAACGUCGGAGCAUUCGCAGAAUUUGCUUUACAAAUCGAUGAACACGAGUUCCAAGUCACAGAAGUCGAUGGCACGGAUGUGCACUCCCAGUCUAUCCAUCGACUGAACAUCAAUCCGGCGCAACGAUACAGUAUCAUCGUGACGCCACCAAAAGAGGAAGAAAACCAAGGCAUGUACUGGAUGCGUGCGAGGAUGAUAACCCACUGUUUCGCAUAUGAAGGGCCAGAACUACAAGAAGAAGUCAGAGGCGUACUAUACUAUCCAUCUGCGGACGACGAGGACCCGAAAAACCUCAUCCCAACAAGCAAAGACUGGCCCGAGAUCAUCGACGUAGAAUGUCGAGAUCUAAACACAUCCACCCUAGCCCCCGUCAUCGCAGUACCAGCCCCAGAAAGCGAUCCUCAGCACACCCUCUACCUGCGCUCCUCGUUCCAAAUCCGCGACUGGAGGCUCUCGCGCGGGUAUCUGAAUGACAGUUCCUUCCGCAUCAAUGCUACAUCACCGCUUCUAAACACUUUGCUCUCAACACAAACCCCCGAGAUGAAGACGCAAGAGGGUAUACUAGACACACACCCCUUCGACUCAGUUCACCAGCUCAUCUACCAAACCAAAUCCACACGCACCAUAACGAUCUUGAUACAGAAUCUCGAUGACGGAACCCACCCCUUCCACCUGCACGGCUACAAAUUCUUCGUCUUGGCUCAGGGACACGGGUAUCCGCCUUCUACUCUGCUCUCCCCUAGUCACGUUGACGACCACAUAAAUGUAACGAAUCCGUUAAGGAGGGAUACGGCGAGUGUGGAGGCGUAUGGGUGGUUGUUGAUAAGCUUUGUGGCGGAUAAUCCGGGCUUGUGGUUUUUCCAUUGUCACGUGGGAUGGCAUGCUGAGGCGGGGUUGGGGAUGGUGUUUGCGACGAGGGUGGAGGGGAUGAGGGACUGGGAGGUACCAGCAGAAAUUGAGGGGUUGUGUGGGGUGGAGGGGGUGGAGAGGGGGAUGGGUCCGGAGGAUGAGGUCUGGUUUGGGAGGAGUAAGGAGGAAGAGGGUGAUAUGCAGUCGUAG